Vigna unguiculata (cowpea) is the source of this 1589-nucleotide messenger RNA. Its product is annotated as scopoletin glucosyltransferase-like. Gene Ontology annotation, molecular function: UDP-glucosyltransferase activity. NCBI's taxonomy places the organism in Eukaryota, Viridiplantae, Streptophyta, Magnoliopsida, Fabales, Fabaceae. The record is from RefSeq and is a predicted model, not a curated record.
AUAUACGAAGUCCCGUUCUACGCAUAAUCUGAAUAAUAUCUUACCCAUAUUCAAGUGUGAAAGAUGGCAAACAAAAAUGCUUCUUUGAACAUAUUUUUCUUCCCAUUCCUGGCUCAUGGCCAUAUGAUACCUUGCGUUGACAUGGCCAUGGUGUUUGCUGCAAAAGGGGUGAGAGCCACCAUAAUCACCACCCCACUCAAUGCACCAACCAUCUCCAAAGCUAUACAAAAAACCCAAACUCAUCAAACCAAAGAGAUCAACAUCCAAACCAUCAACUUUCCUUCUACCACCGAGACUGGUUUACCUGAAGGAUGCGAACACGUUAACGCACUUCCAUCUCUAGCUUUACUGCAAGCUUUCCGUAACGCUACCAGGUUGCUGCAGGAGCCCUUUGAGCAACUGCUGCUUCACCACCAUCCAAAUUGUGUUGUUGCAGACAUGUUCUUCCCAUGGGCAACUGAUUCUGCUGCCAAGUUCGGAAUUCCCAGGCUCGUGUUCCAUGGGAUGAGUUUCUUCUCAUUGGGUGCUUACGAAGUAAUGAGGCUGUACGAGCCUUACAAGAACACUUCUUUGGAUUCAGAAUUAUUCGUUCUCCCUAAUUUUCCUGGUGAAAUAAAAAUGACAAGGUUGCAGGUGGGAAGUUUCUUUAGGAAAGAUGACGUGGAGGCGAAGAGAUUCUGGGAGGAAAUUCGUGAAUCAGAGGUGAGGAGCUAUGGGGUGGUUGUUAACAGCUUUUAUGAACUAGAGAAGGAUUAUGCAGAUCAAUAUGUGAAGGAAUUUGGGAGAAGAGCAUGGGGUAUAGGCCCCUUGUCACUUUGCAACAAGGAUAAGGAGCAGAAAAGAGGAAAAGAAGACGAGCAUGAAUGCUUAAAGUGGUUGGACGGGAAAGCAACUGGUUCAGUUGUUUACGUGUGUUUUGGGAGCAUGACAAAGUUUUCCGAUUCUCAGUUUCGAGAGAUUGCUUUGGGACUUGAGGCGUCAGGGAAAGAGUUCAUGUGGGUGGUGGGGAAGAGAGAAGAAAAUGAAGAAGAAUGGGUGCCGGAAGGAUUUGAGGAAAGAACGAAAGAGAAGGGAGUAAUCAUAAGAGGUUGGGCACCUCAAGCGUUGAUUCUUGAACAUGAAGCUAUUGGAGCGUUUGUGACUCAUUGUGGAUGGAAUUCAAGCUUGGAAGGUGUGGUGGCUGGGGUGCCUAUGAUCACUUGGCCUGUGGGUGCUGAACAGUUUUACAAUGAGAAGUUGGUGGUUGAGGUGCUGAAGAUUGGUGUGCCUGUUGGUGCUAGAAAAUGGAGUAACUUUGUGGGAGAUGAGGAUUGUUGCAUAAAGUGUGAUGCUGUAGAAAAAGCUGUGAAAAGGGUAUUGGCAGAGGAAGAAGCAGAGGGAAUGAGAAACAGAGCAAAACUUCUUGCUCAAAUGGCGAAACGAGCGGUGGAAGAAGGAGGCUCUUCCUACUCAAAUUUGGAUACCUUGGUUCAGGAGCUGCUCUCCCUUUCACAUUAAGGCGCAAUUCCCUUGUUCAAUUCAUAUUUGUCGCCAGAAAACCAUACUGUCCGAAAUUGUGUUAUCGUUGAUGAUUAAAAGAUUCAGUUGAA